GUGGAGCUUAUUCCUGCACUACGCCCGCAUGCACAACCCUUAUCAGCAGCCCCCGUACCAAGAAUCAUGACUUCUUAUCUGUCUAUAAAGUGCUGACUUUAUGUGCUGUCCAUGCCAACUAGUAUAUGUUUGUACUUGCAAGGCCAAGUGCACACUCUCUGAGGUGUUAGUAUGACAGGAAAACAGAAGCACUUUGAGGAGUUUAAAAGGCCCAGAAUGCACUUGAGCUGUUGGCUGUAAUGAAGCAAGUGCAUUCUUGGUCAGAAUUAGACUUCCUCUGCAGUGGGACUGAGGAAGACAUCAGACAGCAGGACGACUCUUCAACAAUAUCGACAUCCUGGUCUUUUUAGGUCUACAACGAGUUAUGGAGCCGUUUUCUUCUCACAGAUCUUGAAUAAAUCGUCGUCUUUAAACUCUGUAGACACCAUGAACUAUGUGGGACAGCUGGCAGGUCAGGUGCUGGUGACGGUGAAGGAGCUGUAUAAGGGCAUCAACCAGGCCACGCUGUCGGGCUGCAUCGACGUGGUGGUCGUACGGCAGAAGGACGGGACCUACCAGUGUUCUCCUUUUCAUGUGCGCUUUGGGAAACUGGGAGUGCUGCGCUCCAAAGAGAAAGUGAUUGACAUAGAGAUAAAUGGAGAGCCGGUGGAUCUACACAUGAAGCUAGGGGACAAUGGAGAAGCUUUUUUUGUCCAGGAAAUGGAGGUGCAGGAUGAGACAGUCCCAGCUCACCUGGUGACCUCUCCAAUCCCCACUGAGAGUCACAUGUUCUGGGUUGGGAACGAUCGAGGUACGUCUCAGGGUCUAGACAACGACCCGCUGGACCUUGAGGAGCCUCCCGAGCCCCCCGUGCCCAGUACAGGGACAGCCAAGAAGAAGAAGAGGCGGAGAAAGAAGCAUAAAAUGGACCCUCGGCGUGAAGAGAUGACUCCUCCUGCCUCUGUUGGUGCCUCUGCCAACACAGACGAUAUCUUCGAAAUGGAUCUGAGCACUGAUGAAGAGGCCACUCCUAGCACUCGAUCAUCUUCAAUUAGCACUUUAAAAGAGGUUGAACCUAGAGUACCAGCAGUUCGUCAUUCUCCCGAGAGCUACCCUUAUUCUGAUGGAGACUGGCCAUCUACUGACAUUCACGCCAUGUCUGAGGCCUUCUCCCCCAAGAGCGACUCUGAGCUGGUGAUCCGGCCCUCAGAGAGCAUGCUGAAAAUGGAGUCUCACAUGCAGUGGACAUGGGGAGAAUUCCCAGAACCCACCAGGAUGGCCAAAAAGGACAAGACAGAACUGCCCAAGACCGUGACCAUAACGCCAUCAGAGAACACUCACUUCAGGGUGAUCCUGAGCUCUGAGGCUAUGGAGCCUGAGGCUGGUGUGAAAGACAUACUGGAACCUGCUCCCAUGUGUACUAUUGUAAAGCCUGAGCCUCGUACUCCAGCUACCCCUAUCACCUCGCUGAUCUCUUCUGACUGUGUAACCACCUCCACGCCCUCAGAGCCACAUACUGCCGCCCCCAGCCCUCAGGGUGGAGCCAUGAUGGAUGUCUGCCCAAAGACAGACUCUCCUUCCAAGAAGAAAGGAGUACCAAAGAGAAGUCAGCAUCAGGGGCCUGAGGAUAUCUACUUAGAUGAUUUGAAAGUGCUUGAGCCUGAUGUGGCUGCACGCUACUUUCCCAAGAGUGACUCAGACGCCAAGCACUGGAUGGACUCAGGGAUGCAUUCAGGUUCUCAGUCCCCUCAGUCAGUGGGCAGCGCUGCAGCUGACAGUGGAACAGAAUGUCUGUCUGACUCGGCCUCUGACCUGCCCGACGUCACCCUCUCUCUGUGUGGCGGGCUUAGCGAGAAUGCCGAGAUAUCCAAAGAGAGGUUUAUGGAACAUAUCAUCACUUACAAUGAAUUUGCUGAGAAUCCCGCCAUUAUAGACAAUCCAAAUUUAGUGGUGAAGAUAGGGAACAGAUACUACAACUGGACAUUAGCUGCACCGUUAAUUUUAAGCUUACAGGCUUUCCAGAAGAAUUUACCCAAAGCUACAGAGGAGGCCUGGGUUAAAGAGCGGAUGCCGAAGAAGUCUGGACGCUGGUGGUUCUGGCGGAAACGAGCAGACAGCACUAUCAAACAGUCUGAGAAUGCAGGAAAACUGGAGAUGAAAGAGGAGCAACUGAAAGAAGGAGACGCCUCCCUGGGGAAUGAUCCCUGCAAAGUGGAGUCCAGAGAAUCCUCCAGUGAUGAGGAGGGGAAGGAGGUCAGCGCGGCCGCUGCCUCCCUGGAGCGCUCAGCUCAGACCGAGCCUCAGCCUCAACCUCAACCUCAAACCAGCAUGCACUCCUACAGGAAGUCCCUGCGCCUCUCUUCCGACCAGAUUGCCAAGUUAAAGCUGAAAGAGGGGCCUAAUGAUGUCACCUUCAGCAUAACCACCCAGUACCAGGGCACAUGCCGCUGUGAUGGCACUAUCUAUAUGUGGGACUGGGAUGACAAGGUCAUCAUUUCUGACAUCGAUGGCACCAUUACAAAAUCAGACGUGUUUGGGCAGAUUCUGCCUCAGCUGGGGAAGGACUGGACUCACCAAGGCAUUGCCAAGCUUUACCACUCUGUCGCUGAGAAUGGCUAUAAGUUUCUGUAUUGUUCAGCACGAGCUAUUGGCAUGGCCGAUAUGACUCGUGGCUAUCUGCAGUGGGUGAACGAUGGUGGCACUAUUCUGCCUCGCGGACCCCUCAUGCUUUCUCCCAGCAGCCUCUUCUCCGCAUUUCACAGAGAAGUGAUCGAGAAAAAGCCCGAGAUUUUCAAGAUUGAAUGUCUUACUGACAUCAAGAACCUGUUCCAGUCCAACAAGCAUCCCUUUUAUGCUGCAUUCGGAAACAGGACCAAUGAUGUUUUCGCCUAUAAGGAGGUCGGAGUGCCUGUUUGCAGGAUCUUCACCGUCAACCCUAAAGGAGAGCUCAUUCAGGAGCAGACCAAAGGAAACAAGACCUCGUACAGCAGGCUGAGCGAGCUGGUGGAGCACGUGUUUCCGUUGCUGAGUAAAGAACAGAGCUCGGCGUUCAGCUUCCCCGAGUUCAGCUCAUUUUGUUUCUGGAGGCAGCCCAUCCCCGAGAUCAACCCAGACGACUUGCUCUCAUAGGCUAGACAUGCCCUCAGUCUCUGUCCGUUUGCCAUCGUAUGGACUGAAGUAAUAUUCCUCCAAGAUAAUUUUAGGUGUAAUCCUUGCAAAUCCAAAAGUCUUCGCUACCUGUAGCUGCACUCUAACCAGCUGAGGCUAGUUCUGUUGUAAAGGAUUGUACAAAAUCCAUCUGCACAUCCAAAAAAAAAAAAAAAACCCACAACUGAACGAUGCCUCGCUCUCCCCUUUAAUCUAACGUCCACGUAGAACUGUGGGGGAGGUGAUGGUGCAGUUUUCCCUCAUUGUCUCACACAUCAGGGAUAUUUGAAGCCUGCCUGAAUGCUAAGGUCUCUAAUAGAUACUCUUAUUUCAAAGUUUCCAGUUUAUUGUGUAUGUGUGUGUGUGUGUGUGUUAAUUAUUUCAUAAAAAUAGGGUAUUUAUAGCCUUAGUGCUUGUCUGUCUGGUCUGAUACUGGUGGACAAUUUAACAAGGGUUUUUUUUUCUUUCUUUCUUUUUUUUUUUUUUUUUUUUUUUUGCCCCUCCAGGACCAGCAUAGGUAUUUAUCUCUGCUGUGGUGGUCCAGCGUAGGCUGGUGUUUACAGUCCUGUGGCCUAAGCACUUAACUAGUUGCCAUGUGGGUACAACAAUGCAGUGUGUUUAGUAGGAAACAGAAAAUGAGUCAUGUGGGAGAACAUGUAGGACUAAUUAACGAGAUAUUUAUUUACAAUUGCUAAUUUAUUUUGUUCGCUAAUAAUUAACUAUUUGGUGGCAAGUUGAUUAUAAUGACUAACGUGCACUGCCUCUAAUUUUGCGGUGAAAGAAUUCCUGUCUGACUUUGUGUCUGUGAUGAGGUUUGAUCAGAGGCUUUCUUGAAUGCUGAUGCUGCUAUCAAAGUAAGCCGUGCUGGUGAGCUCGCCAUUUUUUUUUUUUUUUUUUUUUAUAUAUCCUUUUUCGCAGCGCCUUCAGUUCGACGGUGCAUUUAGGCUUUUAGUCCUGCUGGAAAAGCCCUGAGCACUGAGCAAGGCUUCCUUCCAUCUGUUUUCCAGGUGUUUUCCACUCGUUAACAAUUUCAUUGUCUGGCUGCUUUAUAAUGCCUUACCGAUCGCACUUUCAGCGGCAGCCAAGAGAGCGCCACGGAUCAGCUUGCAGUUAAUGAAGGGAUGGCCUUAGUGUUGGAGACUUUUGCAUGGAAGGGUUUAAAAGCCUCCCCCCUCCCCAAACGAGGCUAAAUUAAGACUUGAGUGUUUUUGAACUGCACUACACGUGAAACAUCCUACUUAAUUUGUGUGAUCAAAGAAAUAAGACCUGAAACGCUAGUGGAUUUUGAUCUCCCCAAGAUGACUAGUUCUAACGUGUACUGAUUCUGUAGCUUUAACCUUAGUUGACUGUUUUUUUUGUUUUUUGUUUUUUAAAUCACACUAGUAUGUUGUAGUAGUGGUAUUAGUUCAGCGUCUUGAGAUAUUUUCAAACGUUCAGGUCUAUAGGUAAAUGAUGUUUUUGCACUGAGCAAGACAGCCUAUCAGUCUGGUCUAGCAGAGCCAAUGUCAGUGUUUUUGAUGAAACCGAUCGCAGCUGCAAUCUUCCGACCCACGAUUCUCUGUUGCCAAGUGAAGGAGCACAUCCUCGUCGUGAAUAGUUGGUUAAUUAGCAAAAGCUGGUCUUUGCCUCUGUGUAACCGAAACAGUGUGUUUACAUGUAUUUGUUUCUAGGUUCCCUUUUUAAUUUUGGGCGUAGAGCACUGUGUUGGGUAGGCAUGCACACCGACUCUGAGCACAAUAGCGGGCGAUUUAUUUACAAUAGGAUAUUCGUAUGAGGUAACCGUUCUUUCGAGGGGAAUUCCCUGGUUGUUUGAUUUGUUUAUGCACAAAUGUAUUAUCACAUUUGUUUUUUGUCUUUAUGAAGUGUAGAAGUGAAAUCUGUCUGUUAAUGAUUAACAAAGAGAUCCCAUUCUUUCUAUGAAAGUAAUACUUCUUGUGUGGGAUGGACACACUCAUCUAUAGUUAUAAAAAAUAAAAAAGUGGGGAAAAAAAAUUAUAUAUAUAUCCAUAGAUAUAUAUUACUUUGGAACCGAUCAUUUAUUGUUCAUUACUCUUUUGCGUUCUUGCCCUUAAUUUUUAUAAGCUUUUAUUUGUUGACGUAUGCUCUUUGUGGUAAACCUUAGACUUGGAUUGUAUUGUUUUCAGUGUCAAAAAGAUAAAUAAAUAUAUCAAAUUGAGCAUUACUGCAUCUGAACACUCUAGAUACCUUUAGGUGUAUACUUACUGUAUGGGUUUUUUGUUGACACAAAUCUAUUAAAAUGCAUUUAUUAUCAA
Molecule: messenger RNA, 5399 nt
Organism: Ictalurus punctatus (channel catfish)
Lineage: Eukaryota; Metazoa; Chordata; Actinopteri; Siluriformes; Ictaluridae
Gene: lpin2
Product: lipin 2
Exons: 20
Coding region: 427-3108 (893 amino acids)
Biological process (GO): cellular response to insulin stimulus; positive regulation of transcription by RNA polymerase II; triglyceride biosynthetic process
Cellular component (GO): nucleus; cytosol; endoplasmic reticulum membrane
Molecular function (GO): phosphatidate phosphatase activity; transcription coactivator activity
Source: RefSeq, a predicted model, not a curated record